CUCUCAUUCCCAGGGCGGGCACCGACGGAGCGGCGCUGCGGGCCCCGCGCGCCCGGAGACCCAGGCUGAGAUGCGGCUGCUCCUUCUGGUGCCCCUGCUUCUGGCCCCGGCACCUGGGUCCUCGGCUCCCAAGGUGAGGCGGCAGAGUGACCCCUGGGGUCCCUGGGGCAGCUGGAGCCCCUGCAGCAGGACCUGCGGAGGGGGCAUCAGCUUCCGGGAGCGCCCCUGCUACUCCCAGAGGAGAGAUGGAGGCUCCAGCUGCGUGGGUCCUGUCCGGAGCCACCGCUCUUGCCGCACUGAGAGCUGCCCCGCCGGGGCCAGGGACUUCCGGGCGGAGCAGUGCUCCCAGUUCGAUGGCCAGGACUUCCAGGGAAAGCGUUACAAGUGGCUGCCCUACUACGGGGCCCCGAACAAGUGUGAACUGAACUGCAUUCCCAAGGGGGAGAACUUCUACUACAAGCACAGGGAGGCUGUCGUGGAUGGGACACCUUGUGAGCCUGGCAAACGGGAUGUGUGCGUGGAGGGCGGUUGCCGGGUCGUCGGCUGUGACCACAACCUAGACUCAUCAAAGGAGGAGGACAAGUGUCUGCAGUGUGGGGGUGAUGGCACCACCUGCUACCCCGUCACAGGCACCUUUGAUGCCAAUGACCUCAGCAGAGGCUACAACCAGAUCCUCAUAAUUCCCUCGGGGGCCACCAGCAUCCGAGUGGAGGAGGCGGCUGCCAGCAGGAACUUCCUGGCGGUGAAGAGCGUCCGUGGCGAAUACUACCUCAACGGGCACUGGACCAUCGGAGGAGCCUGGGCCCUGCCUGUGGCCAGCACUGUCCUGCACUACGAGCGAGGGGCCGAGGGGGACCUGGCGCCAGAGCGGCUCCUUGCUCGCGGCCCCACCUCCGAGCCCCUAGUCAUCGAGCUUCUCAGCCAGGAGCCCAACCCGGGCAUCAGCUAUGAGUACCACCUGCCCCUGGGCAGCCCCCGCCCUGGCUUCCACUGGAGCCACGGCUCAUGGAGCGACUGCAGCACCGAGUGCGGCGGAGGUCACCAGUCCCGCCCAGUGUUCUGCACCACUGACAACGAGGUCUACCCUGACCGCAUGUGCCAGCACCAGCUGCGGCCGGCUGACCGUCGCCCCUGCAGCACUCACCCGUGUCCACAGACCAAACGGACCUCUUACCUGCACCAGCCCAGAGCGUGGCACCUUGCUGGGGCCCAGCGUGCCUGCAGGAACAGCUGGAAGACCGGGCCCUGGUCGCCCUGCUCAGCCUCCUGUGGCGGUGGCUCCCAGUCCCGCUCUGUCUACUGUGUCUUGUCCGAUGGGGCUGGCGUCCAGGAGGCCACUGAGGAGGCCGAGUGUGCGGGCCUGCCCGGGAAGCCCCCUGCCACGCGGCCUUGCAACCUGCAACGCUGUGCAUCCUGGAGCGUGGAGCCCUGGGGAGAGUGCUCUGUCAGCUGUGGUGCUGGGAUCCGGAAGCGCAGCGUCACUUGCCGGGGAGACGAGGGGUCCCUGCUCCACGCCACAGCAUGCUCCUUGGAGGACCGUCCCCCCGCCUCUGAGGCCUGUGUGCAUGGAGACUGUCCCCCCAUCAACGACCAGGCCUGGCACGUGGGCGCCUGGGGUCUAUGCUCCAAGAGCUGCGGCUCGGGCAUUCGGCGGCGCCAGGUCGUCUGUGCCAUCGGGCCACCCAGCCACUGCGGCAGCCUGCAGCAGCCCAAGCCCGGGGAGGUGGAGCCCUGUAACACACAGCCCUGCCACCCCCCUCCAGGCAUCCCCAGCAUGCAGGACGUGCACAGCAGCCCAGGGGGUCCUCGGAUAUCUUUGGGGCCUCAGGCAGCCCCUAUCUCAGAUUCCAGAGACCGGUGGUGGGCCCCUCAGGAGCAGCCCUCAGUCCAGGGAAACCCCAGAGGAGCCCAGGGCCUCCACCUGCCAGACCCAGCCCCCUCUCUGCAGCAGUCGCCACAUGGGCAGCCCCAGCAGUCUGGCUUGGCUCCCCACGACUGCAGACUCAGCCCCUAUGGGUGCUGUCCUGACGGCCACACCGCAUCUCUUGGGCCGCAGUGGCAGGGCUGUUCUGGGGCCCGGUGUCAGCAGAGCAGGUACGGGUGCUGCCCUGAUGGGUUGUCUGCGGCUGAGGGGCCCCAUCAGGCUGGCUGUGCAGAAUCUUACAGCAGUGACAAGACUGGCAGAAGGCCAGUGUCCAGAGCAGUGGCUUCCACGGCCCCCAAGGCCCACCAACCCCAGGCUCAACAGAAUGAGCCCAGUGAGUGCCGGGCCUCCCAGUUUGGCUGUUGCUUUGACAAUGUGGCCUCUGCUGCUGGCCCUCUUGGGGAAGGCUGUGCAGGCAAGCCCAGCUAUGCGUACCCUGUUAGGUGCCUGCUGCCCAGUGCCCACGGCUCCUGCACGGACUGGGCUGCCCGCUGGUACUUCAUCCCCUCAGUGGGCCAGUGUAACCGCUUUUGGUAUGGUGGGUGCCACGGCAAUGGCAAUAACUUUGCCUCCGAAGAGGAGUGUGUGAGCAGCUGCCGGGGACCUCAGCAGGAGCCCCGCAGCCCCAAGCCCGGGGCCUCUGGCCAGAGCACCCAUGGAGACGGUGGUGGCAGCCGUCCUGGAGGCCAGCAAGAGGCGGGCUGGCACAGGAUGGGGGCCACAGUCCAGACGAAGCCUUUGCCUUCUGGUGGCCUCUGGUGGCGAGAUGGAGAGCCUGGGCCUGGAGAGGAGGGCCACACCUGGGCCUUUGGAGAGAGGCCCCAGGGCCGGGAGCUUGGGCCCAGUGCCCCUGGACUGGGUGGAGAUGCCAGGAGGCCAGCGCCACCCUCCCACAGCUCUUCCUACAGGAUCAGCUUGGCAGGCUCGGAGCCCGCCUUGGUGCAAGCGGCCCUGGGGCACUUGGUGCGGCUCUUCUGCCGAGAUGACACCUCCCCGGAGCCCCAUGCCAGGUGGCAGAAAGAUGGGCGGCCCGUCUUCUCUGACAGGCACAAGCUGCAGCCUGAUGGCUCCCUGGUCAUCAGUCCCCUGCGGGCAGAGGAUGCUGGCACCUACAGCUGUGGCAGCAGCAGGUCAGGCCGUGACUCUCAGAGGAUCCAGCUUCGUGUCACAGGGGGUGACGUGGCCGUGCUGUCUGAGGCUGAGCCAAGGCACUUCCCUCAGACCAGGGACCCAGCCCAGGGCCACAGUCCUCGGGACUCCAGCCUAGUGGGGAACGCGGGGGGCCUGGGGGCUGUCUCCUCCUUGCAGAUUCGGCCCACGACCAGACUGCUUCUGGACAGGAACCAGCCUAGGGUCGUGGAUGCCCAUCCAGGCCAGCAGAUCUGGUUGACCUGUCGUGCUGAGGGCUUCCCACCGCCAGCCAUUGAGUGGCAAAGAGAUGGGCAGCCUCUCUCUUCCCCCAGACAUGAGCUGCAGCCUGAUGGCUCUCUGGUCAUCAACCACGUGGCUGUGGAAGAUGGCGGCUUCUACGCCUGUGUCGCUUUCAACGGGCAGGACCGAGACCAGAGAUGGGUCCAGCUCAGAGUUCUGGGGGAGCUGGCCAUCACAGAGCUGCCCUCUGCUAUGCUGGUGCCAGAGGGUGACACGGCCAGGCUGUUGUGCGUGGUGACAGGAGAAAGUGUCAACAUUAGGUGGUCCAGGAACGGGCUGCCGGUGCGCGCUGACGGGCAUCGCGUCCACCAGUCCCCAGAUGGCACACUGCUGAUCCACAACCUGCAGCCCAAAGACGAGGGCUCCUACACGUGCAGUGCCUACCGCGGAAGCCAGGCAGUCAGCCGCAGCACCGAGGUGAAGGUGGGCCCGCCGGCACUGGCCGCCCAGCCCAGGGACCUCAGCAGGGAGUGUAUCGAUCAGCCCGAGCUGGCCAACUGUGAUCUAAUCCUGCAGGCCCAGCUCUGUGGCAAUGAGUAUUACUCCAGCUUCUGCUGCGCUAGCUGCUCCCGCUCCCAGCCUCCCGCUCAGCCUGUCUGGCAGCAAGGAUGAAGGCUAGCUCCAGCCCCAGCCCCGAAGCAGCUCUUAGGCUGCAGUCUCUGGCUGGCAAAGGGAGCGGUCUUCUAGGGAAUGGGCUCUCUCAGCCUCUGACCUCCUCACCCCCUGCCCUGCAGCGCUGCACCUCAGAAACGGCCAGCACCCGCCCCUCGCUUCCAAUACCACAGGCAGCAGUCAAGAGGAGUCUGGAUAAGGAUGUCCUUUACUUUAUGGCUUCCCUCUAUCAUUUCUGUUAUACAGGAUCAAUUCACUGGGUUCUAAAGUAAGCUACCAGGGUUCUCACUUCAUAUAAAGCUGGGUGGAGAGAUGUAAUGGGUUCAAAGUUAACACCUAUCUCACACGGGCACACUAACUCUUGCUGUGUCAGGCAAGUUUUCUUUGCUAGAACUCUCAUCUCAUCUAGAGUCAAACAGUGGUUCAUUACUCUAGUCAACCUCACCCUUCCAGGUAGUGUAGCAACCAGCUUCAACUCUCAUCUGCAUACACAGUUAACAGCAUGGUUGUGAAGGCUCUUGCCAAAGUGGAAUAUGACACGUAAAAGGCUCAGUACAAGAUGUGGGAGGAAGGAGCAGAAGCUGUGUUACUAUGUGAACAUGACAGAAUGGGGCCAGGGGAGUUCCUUACUUUCAUCAGAAGCUGGCGCCUGAAGCCCUCCUCCUGAGACUGACCUGCAGAGCCUGGUGGUGAGGACUGCCUCAUACCUGCAUCAGGCUGACACACCUGCUCUGUACGGUGACCAACUGGGAGCCUCUUCUCCCCAAGCAGGGAUCUGUGAAGCAACAGUUUGCUGCCAGAUAAAAACCAGACUAUUGAAAACAGGCAUCAGCAGGACAGGGGACCAAUGGAGGGGAAGGCAUUGUAUUAACAAUGAAGUGAUUUCAGUUGGAAGAAAUCCUUCUCCAUCUCUUAGAACCUCCAGUUCCUUGCUGCUGAACAAGAGGCCUGGAUUCAAUGAGCUUCCAGGUCCCUUUCUACUUUAACCUUCUACACAUCCUCCAGUGGACUGGCUGGGCCUAAGCAACAGGCUAUUCUGGGACACAGGAAAGACAGGCGUUAUAGGGAAAGCUGAUUUUUAUGACCAACACACUGGCUGGAAAAGAGAAACUGCAUCACGGGUGAGCGAUACUUCUUGGUCUACCUCUCAUUUAACACAGGAAACAUGGGUUAGGGGGAGAGGUAUUUUUUUUCUUUCCAUUUGAAAAAUACAGAGGAGCAUCCCCUUUCAUUUACCAUGCUUGGUUUUGCUAUACAAACUGGAAACUAAGGGCUAUUUUCUUGGACUCCCCAAUUCCUUAGUUGCCAACUGGCAACAUAAUUUAGAAGGUAAGUCUGAGGUUAGCUAGCUCUACUUAAACUAGUCACAGGAUAGUGGGCCAAGGUUAGGGGAAAGAGUAAAACUCAAUCUAGACCAGUGGUUCUCAACCCUCUUCCAUACUGGGAGCUUUUUCUUUAAAAAAAAACAACAAAAAGA
Messenger RNA from Hyaena hyaena (striped hyena), 5444 nucleotides. It is a transcript of the gene PAPLN, whose product is annotated as papilin, proteoglycan like sulfated glycoprotein. The transcript has 28 exons. Gene Ontology annotation, cellular component: extracellular matrix. Gene Ontology annotation, biological process: extracellular matrix organization. The record is from RefSeq and is a predicted model, not a curated record. NCBI's taxonomy places the organism in Eukaryota, Metazoa, Chordata, Mammalia, Carnivora, Hyaenidae. The coding region runs from base 71 to 3967 and encodes 1298 amino acids. Gene Ontology annotation, molecular function: serine-type endopeptidase inhibitor activity; metalloendopeptidase activity.